AUGGAGAACUUUCCAAAGGAAACUGUUAUGGAGAGCAGUGGGCCAAAGGUUUUGGAAACAGCUGAAGAGAUCCAGGAGAGGCGUCAGGAGGUGUUGAGUCGGUACCGGAGGUUCAAGGAGCUGGUUGCUGAGAGGGGUCAGAAGCUGGAAGAGUCCUAUCACUACCAGGUUUUCAGGCGAGAUGCAGAUGAUCUGGAGAAGUGGAUCUUGGAGAAACUCAAGAUUGCAGAUGAUAAGAGCUAUGAAGACCCAACUAAUAUACAGGGGAAAUAUCAGAAGCAUGAAUCCUUCGCAGCAGAAGUGCAAGCAAAAUCAAGGGUCAUUCCUGAACUGGAGGAAAUCAGGAAAGUCCGAUUUCCUGAGGGGCAUUUUGCCCACGAGGACACCAAGGUCCACCUGGAGGAACUGCACCGCCUGUGGGACCUGCUGCUGGAGCUGACCCAGGAGAAGGGCACCCUGCUGUUGCGGGCCCUGAAGCUCCAGCAGUACUUGCAGGAGUGUGCUGAUAUCUUGGAGUGGAUUGGAGACAAGGAAGCUAUAGUGACAUCAGUGGAGCUGGGUGACGACUGGGAGCGCACAGAAGUUCUACAUAAGAAGUUUGAAGAGUUUCAAGUGGACCUGGAAGCUCGGAAGGGUAGAGUGGAUGGAGUGAACCACUAUGCCAAUGAGUGUGCUAAGGAGAACCAUCCUGAGCUGCCCUUGAUUAAGUUAAAGCAGGAUGAGGUGAAUGCUGCCUGGGAGCGUCUCCAUGGUCUGGCUCUCCAGAGACAGAAAAACCUGUCCAGUGCUGCAGAUCUCCAGAGAUUCAAAAGGGAUGUGACUGAAGCCAUCCAAUGGAUCAAGGAGAAGGAGCCUUUACUUACCUCUGAGGACUAUGGCAAAGACCUCGUUAGCUCUGAGGCACUGUUUCACAGUCACAAAGGACUUGAGAGGAACCUUGCAGUCAUGGAGGACAAGGUGAAGGAGUUAUGUGCCAAAGCAGACAAGCUGAAGCCUUCUCAUCCUUCAGAUGCACCUCAGAUCCAGCAGAUGAAAGAGGAUCUGGUGUCCAACUGGGAGCACAUCCGUGCCCUGGCUACUAGCAGAUAUGCAAAACUGCAGGCUUCUUACUGGUACCAGCGCUUCUUAUCUGACUAUGAUGAGCUCUCAGGCUGGAUGAAGGAGAAGACUGCUCUGAUCAAUGCUGAUGAGCUGCCCACAGAUGUGGCUGGAGGGGAAGCCCUGCUGGACAGGCAUCAGCAGCAUAAGCAUGAGAUCGACUCUUAUGAUGACCGAUUUCAAUCUGCUGAUGAGACUGGUCAAGCCCUACUGGAUGCCAAUCAUGAAGCUUCUGAUGAAGUUCAGGGAAAGAUGACAAUACUUGCCAACAACUGGGCUGCCCUGCUGGAACUGUGGGACAAGCGUCAGCAUCAGUAUGAACAAUGCUUGGACUUGCACCUCUUCUACCGAGACAGCGAGCAAGUAGACAGUUGGAUGAGUAGACAAGAGGCCUUUCUGGAAAAUGAGGAUCUGGGAAACUCACUGGGCAGUGUAGAAGCCCUUCUUCAGAAGCAUGAUGACUUUGAGGAAGCCUUUACUGCCCAGGAAGAGAAGAUCACAACCUUAGAUAAGACCGCAACAAAACUGAUUGACAAUGACCAUUAUGAUUCAGAGAACAUCGCUGCUAUCCGUGAUGGGCUGUUGGCCCGGCGGGACGCCCUACGUGAUAAGGCUGCCAUUCGACGCAGAUUGCUGGAGGAUUCAUUGCUUCUGCAACAGCUGUAUCAGGACUCAGAUGACCUCAAGAACUGGAUCAACAAGAAGAAAAAGAUGGCAGAUGAUGAAGAUUACAAAGAUGCACAGAACUUGAAAAGCCGGGUUCAAAAGCAGCAAGUCUUUGAACAGGAAUUGGCAGCUAAUGAGAUCCUGCUCAAUAAACUGGAGAAAACUGGCCAGGAGAUGAUUGAGGGCAGCCACUAUGCCUCUGACAAUGUGGCUGCUCGUGUGAGUGAAGUUGCCAGCCUCUGGAAGGAAUUGUUGGAGGCCACAGCCCAGAAAGGGACCCAGUUGUAUGAAGCUAACAAGCAGCUGCAAUUUGAAAAUAAUGCAGAUGACCUGAAGCGCUGGCUGGAAGAAGUGGAGUGGCAAGUCACCUCUGAGGAUUACGGGAAGGGCCUGGCAGAUGUACAGAACCUACUCAGGAAACACGGCCUCUUGGAGUCAGCUGUGGCUGCUCGUCAGGAUCAGGUGGACACCCUCACAGACUUGGCUGCGUAUUUUGAAGAAAAAGGCCAUCCUGAAUCUGGGGACAUACGGGCAAGGCAGGAGUCCUUGGUGUCCUGGUUUGAAGCUCUGAAAGGGCCACUAGCCACCCGGAAGAAGAAGCUCAUUGACCUACUCCAUCUGCAGCAAAUCUGCAGAGACACAGAAGAUGAGGAGGCCUGGAUCCAAGAGACUGAACCCUCAGCAGCUUCUACCUACCUUGGCAAGGACCUGAUUGCCUCCACAAAUCUUCUGAACAGGCACCAAGUCAUCCUGUCAGACAUUGCCAGCCAUGAGCCACACAUCCAAGUGAUAACACAGGCGGGAAACAAAAUGGUAGAGGAAGGACACUUUGCAGCAGACGAUGUGGCCUCUAAGGUUGAGAGUUUGAACAAGAAUAUGGAGUCUCUCCAUGCUCGAGCUGCCAGGCGGCAGAAUGAUCUUGAGGCCAAUGUCCAGUUCCAGCAGUACCUGGCUGACCUGCAUGAAGCGGAAGCAUGGAUUAGAGAGAAGGAGCCUAUUGUAGACAACACUAAUUAUGGGGCUGAUGAAGAAGCAGCUGGGGUUCUUCUGAAGAAGCAUGAGGCCUUCCUAGUGGAUCUUGAGGCAUUUGAAAACAUUAUCCAAGCUCUCCGGGAACAGGCAGAAGCCUGCCAGCAACAACAGGCUAUACCAGUAGAAGGUGCUGCUCGAGAAGAGAGGGUGGUGGCUUUAUAUGACUUCCAGGCCCGCAGCCCUCGAGAAGUCACCAUGAAGAAAGAUGAUGUCCUAACUCUGCUCAGUUCCAUCAAUAAGGACUGGUGGAAGGUCGAAGCUGAUGAUCACCAGGGCUUUGUCCCAGCUGUUUAUGUCAGGAGAUUGGCCCAUGACGAGUUCCCCAUGCUCCCCAGGAGGCAGCGAGAAGAAACAGACAUCUCCCAGCGUCAGGAGCAGAUUGAGAACCAGUACUACUCUCUCCUUGAUCGGGCAAGAGAACGUAGACGUCGCUUAUUGCAACGUUACAAUGAAUUUUUGCUGGCCUAUGAGGCAGGAGACAUGCUGGACUGGAUCCGAGAGAAAAAGGCAGAAAACACUGGUGUGGAACUAGAUGAUGUCUGGGAGCUGCAGAAAAAGUUUGAUGAGUUCCAAACGGAUUUGAAGACCAAUGAGCCUCGGCUAAGGGAUAUCAACAAGGUAGCUGAUGAUCUGCUAUUUGAAGGACUUCUAACACCAGAAGGAUCUCAAAUCCAGCAGGAGUUGAAUGCCCAUUGGGGUUCCUUGCAGAGGCUUGCAGAUGAACAGCGGCAGCUGCUGGGCAGUGCCCAUGCAGUCCAGAUGUUUCACAGAGAUGCAGAUGACAUGAAGGAGCAGAUUGAAAAGAAGUGCCAGGCGCUCAGUGCUGCUGACCCUGGCUCAGACCUGUUCAGCGUCCAAGCCCUUCAGCGACAGCACGAGGGCUUUGAGAGAGACCUUGUACCCCUGGGGGAGAAGGUGAUCAUAUUGGGGGAGACAGCAGAGCGGCUCAGUGAGUCCCAUCCAGAUGCCACUGAGGACCUGCAGAGACAGCGAAUGGAGCUGAAUCAGGCCUGGGAGGACCUGCAGGGGCGUACAGAGGACCGUAAGGAAAGCCUAAAUGAGGCCCAGAAAUUCUACCUGUUUCUCAGCAGGGCCAGGGACCUACAGAAUUGGAUCAGUGGCAUUGGUGGGAUGGUAUCAUCACAGGAGCUGGCUGAGGAUUUAACCGGCACAGAGAUCUUGCUGGAGCGACACCAGGAGCAUCGUGCUGACAUGCAGGCAGAGGCUCCCACCUUCCAGGCUUUAGAAGACUUUGGUGCAGAACUGAUAGACAGUGGGCACCGUGACAGUCCUGAAAUUGAAAAAAAGCUUCAAGCUGUCAGACUAGAGAGAGAUGAUUUGCAGAAGGCUUGGGAACGACGCAAGAAGAUCCUAGACCAAUGCUUGGAGUUGCAGUUGUUCCAAGGGGACUGUGAUCAGGUUGAGAACUGGAUGUCGGGACGUGAGAAUUCCCUGAGGUCAGAAGACAAGGAUUCCUUAGACAGUCUGGAGGCCUUGAUGAAGAAACGUGAUGAUUUGGACAAAGCUAUUGCUGCCCAGGAAGGGAAGAUCACUGACCUGGAACAUUUUGCAGAGCGGCUCAUUGCCGAUGACCACUAUGCCAAGGAAGAGAUUGAUGCUCGGAUCCAACGUGUGCUAGACAGAUGGAAGGCUCUCAAAGCACAACUGAUUGCUGAGCGGACGAGGCUUGGAGACUAUGCUGACCUGAAACAAUUCUAUCGUGACCUUGAGGAGAUGGAAGAAUGGAUCAGUGAGAUGCUACCCACAGCCUGUGAUGAAUCCUACAAAGACCCCACCAACAUUCAGAGAAAAUACCUAAAACACCAGACUUUUGAAAAUGAGGUUUAUGGUCGAGCUGAGCAGGUGGAAGGAGUCAUCAACCUGGGGAACUCCCUGAUUGAACGGAGGGCCUGUGAAGGCAAGGAAGAGACCGUGAAGGAGCAAUUGGAAGAGCUGGAGAAAUAUUGGGACUACCUGCUUGAGAGAACGAUUGACAAAGGACAGAAGCUCAAUGAGGCUAGUCGCCAACAGAGGUUCAACACAGGUGUUCGGGACUUUGAGUUCUGGCUUUCAGAGGCAGAGACUCUGCUGGCAAUGAAAGAUCAGGCCAGGGACUUGGCUUCAGCAGGAAACCUGCUUAAGAAGCAUCAGCUAUUGGAAAAAGAGAUGUUGGCUCGAGAGGAUGCACUCAAGGACCUGAAUAUGCUUGCUGAGGAUCUGCUCUCCAGUGGGACUUUCAAUGUUGACCAGAUUGUGGAGAAAAGGGACAGUAUCAACGAACGCUUCCUGAGUGUCCAGAACUUGGCAGCGGCACACCAUGAGAAACUGAAAGAGGCAUAUGCCUUGUUCCAGUUCUUCCAGGACCUAGAUGAUGAGGAAUCCUGGAUAGAGGAAAAGUUGGUACAAGUGAGCUCCCAAGACUAUGGCAGGGAUCUGCAGAGUCUUCAGAACUUAGUGAAGAAGCACAAACGCCUGGAGGGGGAGCUGGUGGCACAUGAACCCGCUAUCCAGAAUGUGCUGAAUAUGGCAGAAAUGCUGGGAGACAAGGCUGCUGUGGGGCAGGAGCAGAUCCAGGAGCGGCUGGAUCAGUUUGUUCAGCACUGGGAGAAGCUCAGAGAGUUGGCCAAGGCUCGAGGGAUUCGGCUGGAAGAAUCCCUAGAAUACUUGCAAUUCAUGGAGAAUGCUGAGGAAGAGGAAGCUUGGAUCAGUGACAAAGAAGCUCUAGUUGCCCGAGGGGAUUCUGGAGACACACUGGCUGCAACUCAGAGUUUGCUAAAGAAGCAUGAAGCCUUGGACAAUGACUUCACAGUCCAUGAGACACGAGUGCAAAAUGUGUGUGCACAAGGAGAAGACAUCCUGAGUAAGGUGUUGCAGGAGGAAAGUCAGAACAAGGAGAAAAUUUCUGCCAAGAUAGAGGCUCUAAAUGAAAAGACUCCUUCUCUGGCCAAGGCAAUAGCUGUUUGGAAGUUACAGCUGGAAGAUGAUUAUGCCUUUCAGGAGUUUAACUGGAAGGCUGAUGUGAUAGAGGCCUGGAUAGCUGAGAGGGAAAAAAGCCUAAAGACCAAUGGCAGUGGUGCAGACUUCGCUGCCUUCCUUACUCUCCUGGCAAAGCAGGAUACGCUGGAUGCCAGUCUGCAGAGCUUCCAGCAAGAGAGACUUUCUGAGUUCACUGAUCUGAAGGACCAACUAGUUGCUGCUCAGCACAGCCAGACCAAAGCCAUUGAGGAGCGCCAUGCUGCCCUACUGAGGCACUGGGAACAGUUACUGGAAGCCUCUGCAGCCCACAGACAGAAACUGCUGGAAAAGCAGCUUCCUCUCCAGAAAGCUGAGGAGCUAUUUAUGGAAUUUGCAAACAAGGCUUCAGCUUUCAACAACUGGUGUGAGAAUGCUGAAGAGAACCUGUCAGGUCCUGUGCACAGUGUCUCCCUGAAUGAGAUUCGGCAGCUGCAGAAGGACCACGAGGUCUUCCUGGCUUCCAUGGCUGGGGCUCAAGCAGACUUUAACUAUUUGCUGGAGCUAGACCAGCAGAUUAAGUCCUUAAAUGUGCCCUCUAGCCCUUAUACCUGGUUAACAGUGGAGGUGCUAGAAAGGAUCUGGAAUCACCUACCUGACAUCAUCAAGGAACGAGAGCAGGAGCUGCAAAAGGAAGAGGCAAGACAGGUUGAGAACUUUGAGAUGUGCCAGGAAUUUGAACAGAAUGCCAGUGACUUCCUUCAGUGGAUCCUAGAGACCAGGGCUUAUUUUCUGGAUGGAUCUUUGCUCAAAGAAACAGGAACUCUGGAAUCCCAGUUGGAAGCAAAUAAAAGGAAGCAGAAGGAGAUCCAGGUGAAGAAGCGUCAGCUGACUAAGAUCGAGGACCUGGGGGAAAAGUUGGAGGAGGCUCUGAUCCUUGACAUCAAAUACAGCACCAUUGGACUGGCCCAGCAGUGGGACCAGCUCUACCAGCUCGGGCUGAGGAUGCAACACAACCUGGAACAACAGAUCCAAGCCAAGGACAGCAUAGGUGUGAGUGAAGAGACACUAAAGGAGUUUAGCACAACCUAUAAACACUUUGAUGAGAAUCUGACAGGGCGUUUGACUCAUCGAGAGUUCCGUUCCUGCCUGAGAGGACUCAAUUACUACUUGCCAAUGGUGGAGGAGGGUGAACCUGAGCCCAAGUUUGAGAAGUUCCUGGAUGCUGUGGAUCCAGGGAGGAAGGGCUAUGUCUCACUGGAGGAAUAUACCUCAUUCCUGAUUGACAAGGAGUCAGAGAACAUCAAGUCCAGCGAUGCGAUAGAGAAUGCUUUCCAAUCCCUGGCAGAAGGCAAAGCCUACAUUACCAAAGAGGAUAUGAAGCAGGCCCUAACCCCAGAACAAGUGUCAUUCUGUACCAUACAUAUGCAACAGUAUAUGGACCCACGGGGUCGAAGCCAUCCUGCUGGCUACGACUAUGUUGGCUUCACCAAUUCCUACUUUGGCAACUGA
This is a messenger RNA of Cynocephalus volans (Philippine flying lemur), 7260 nucleotides long. RefSeq names its product spectrin alpha, erythrocytic 1 (gene SPTA1). The record is from RefSeq and is a predicted model, not a curated record. The transcript is spliced from 52 exons. Gene Ontology annotation, biological process: actin cytoskeleton organization. Gene Ontology annotation, cellular component: cortical actin cytoskeleton; cell junction; plasma membrane. Gene Ontology annotation, molecular function: actin filament binding; calcium ion binding. The coding region runs from base 1 to 7260 and encodes 2419 amino acids. Lineage: Eukaryota; Metazoa; Chordata; Mammalia; Dermoptera; Cynocephalidae.